Messenger RNA from Echinops telfairi (small Madagascar hedgehog), 1791 nucleotides. It is a transcript of the gene ABHD14A, whose product is annotated as abhydrolase domain containing 14A. The record is from RefSeq and is a predicted model, not a curated record. Gene Ontology annotation, cellular component: cytoplasm. Lineage: Eukaryota; Metazoa; Chordata; Mammalia; Afrosoricida; Tenrecidae. The coding region runs from base 895 to 1644 and encodes 249 amino acids. The transcript has 5 exons.
CUGCGUGCAAGAUCGAAAGGUGGUGUGUACGUCGGUGUCUGAGUAUUUCUAAGGUUCUGCGCAUGAUUUUAGAGACUGAACCGAUUUCUGCCCGCCCUCAGGAUGUCUGACACGGUGUGUGUGUGUGUGUGUGUGUGUGUGUGUGUGUGUGUGUGUGAUUUUGAGGCGGGACAAGGGACCCAUUGCACACGGGUUUGUGCAUGGAGUCUGUAAGUACGUGUAGGGAAUAGUAAGCGCAAAAGAAAGGCGUGGGGUGCAGAUGCCACGUCUGUGUGCGCAUGUGUGUGAUUGCCUGUGUGCCUGGGAUCCGGGACCCAGCCUGGGCACCACUCUAGUGCAGACCAGCUCUGCCAGCUGCGUGGGAAGAGGUUAGGGGAGGGGAGGACGCUAUUGUGUAAUGUGUUGCAAAGGUAACGCCCAACUCCUGGGGCUAACUGUGGCAUGGCCCACACUGGGAGUGUACGGAAGGCAAGCUCAGCCCGGUGGACACUUGGGUUGGUGCCAUUGUAAGUAUUCGCCCAAGGUAUGCCAGGACUGGAGUGCUCUCUUCCUUCUGGGAGCUCUUGGAUCGCCAUCAGCCUCAGAAGAGGCUACUACUGCCCACACAGUGACCCACCCAGGAGCCUGAGGAUGGGGACAGGAAAACAUUCCCUCGAGCUCCUGAGAGGUGGGUGGGGCCUGAGAUGGUGAUGCCCCAGUCCACAGCUGCAGUUCGCAGGGACUGGUCCCCAGUGGCUCUUCCAUCAAGAUGGCCUUACUGGAUUCCAGGACCAAGGCAGGAGCAAUCCUCCUACACCGAGGACUGAUGCCUGGGACGGCUCCGAGGUCAAGUUCACUGCCUUACUGAGACCCCGCACAAGGCUGAGCGAGCAGCUGUGGGGUUACCUCCGCCCCAUGACUGUGGUACGGGCCUCUAUGAGCCGCUCCCAGGUGGCCCUGCUGGGCCUGGGCCUGUUGUUCAUGCUGCUGCUCUACGUGGGGCUGCCGGGUCCCCCUGAGCAGACUGCCUGGCCCUGGGGGGACCCCAAUGUCACCAUCCUGGCUGGUCUCACCCCUGGCAACUCCCCGAUCUUUUACCGCGAGGUGCUCCCACUCCACCAGGCACGCAGGGUGGAGGUGGUGCUGCUCCACGGAAAGGCCUUUAGCUCCCACACGUGGGUGCAGCUGGGCACACUGCAGCUGCUGUCUCAGCACGGCUAUCGGGCCGUGGCCCUGGAUCUCCCAGGUUUCGGGAACUCGGCACCUUCGAAGGAGGCCCGCACCGAGGCAGGGCGGACAGAGCUGCUCCGCCGGGUGCUGCGGGACCUGCGGGUGCACGAUGCCGUGCUGGUGAGCCCCUCGCUGAGUGGCCACUACGCUCUGCCCUUCCUGAUGCGAGACCACCAUCAGCUGCGUGGAUUUGUGCCCAUUGCACCCACCUCCACCCAGAACUACACCCAGGAGCAGUUCCGGGCAAUCAAGACCCCAACCCUAAUCCUGUAUGGGGAGCUGGAUCAUAUCCUGGCCCAGGAGUCCCUGCUGCAGCUCCGCCACCUGCCCCAUCAUUCUGUGGUGAAGCUGCGUGAUGCGGGCCACGCCUGCUACCUCCACAAGCCACGGGACUUCCACCUCGCCCUCUUGGCCUUCCUGGAACACCUGCUGUGAACCCACCACCACCAGGACCCUGGCAGGGCCUGGGCUCCCAGGAUCUGGACUGGUUCCACUGGAUUUUGGGCAGAGCCCAGAGUGCCAGGCCCUGCCGGGAUGUCUCCUCUCCUCCCACCGGGAUGAUAAAACACUCAUUUGUCUUGC